CUCGGCGGGGGCGGGGCCUGGCGGGGGCGGCGCGGAACGAGGCGGCACCGGACGGAGCGGGCGCGGAACCGGGGGGGGCCCGGCGGGGCCGCGGCCAUGGCCGAGCCCGGAGAAACGCUGGGGCCGCUGAAAACCGAACCGCAGCCCCCGGAAAAGCGGCGGAGAACGAUCGAGGACUUCAAUAAGUUCUGCAGCUUCGUGCUGGCCUACGCCGGCUACAUCCCGGCGGCCGCCGAGGACCCUCCCUGGGCCUCCAGCGGUCCCAGCUCUCCCCGUGCCCCCUCGGGCGACGCCUGGGGCUCGGCUCCGGCCGCUCUCCGCACCAUCGAAACCUUCGUCCGGAAAGCCAAAUCCUCCAAAAAAAGAUCCCUGGCACCCUCAGAAUCCACAAUUUUGGACAAAAUGCGCCUCAAAGAUUCCCUCUUCGACCUCCCCUCCCCCCAAAACCCCCCGGGACCACCCCCCCAAAAACGCCGGGAGCGCCGCAGCCGCCGGGGGGACCCCGGGAUGGGCGGAGGCUCCAGAGGGAGCCGGGAAAACUCCAGGAUUGGGGUGAAAAAGAGCAAAAAAAGGCGCUGGAAAAAAGGGGAGAGGGGGAUUUUGGGGGGCAGGGGGGGGUCCCCGAGUGGGGAGGAGACGGAUUCAGAGGAGGAGCCGCCCUCCCCUCCCCCACCGGCGCCGCCUCCCCCUCCCCUCCCCCAACAAGGGGGGAUUUUGGGGGGUCCCGGGGGGGUUUUGGGGGGGAUGGGGGGGAAGGAAGGGGGGAGCACGGAGACGAGCAGGGACGGAGACGGCAGCGACAGCGACGGGAGGGUGAUGGAUGAGGAUAUCAUGGUGGAGUCGGGCGACGAUUCUUGGGAUUUAAUCACCUGCUACUGCCAAAAACCUUUUGCUGGCCGGCCCAUGAUCGAGUGCAGCCAAUGUGGAACCUGGAUUCACCUUUCCUGUGCCAAGGUGAAGAAAAACAACGUCCCCGACGUCUUUUAUUGCCAAAAAUGCCGCGAGGGACCCCGCAGGGCCACCCCUGCCACCCCCAGAACCACGGGGGACCCCUAAAAACCCCUCCCCAACCUCGUUUUUGGGGGGUUAAAAACUUGAAAUUUCAUUUUUUUUAACUUUUGAGGUUUUUUUCCUUAAGGUUUGGACGUUUUUCUUCCCCUAAAAAACAAAAAUAUUUUAAGGGGUGGGUGUUAAAAAUUGAAUUUUUAGGGUUGGAACAAUCCUGGCAUGAGGUUUGGAGGUUUUGGGGUGAAAUUGGGAGGUUUUUUUAAAAAAUUGGGAAACACCCAGAAAUUUGAGGUUUUAAAUUUUAUUUUAAGGGUUUAGAAGAUUUUUUUUUUUUUUUUAUUUUUGGAAUUGUGGGGUUUGGAGGUGAACCCAAAAUGAAAAUGAUUUUGGGGUUUUGGAGCCUCCCCUGGAAAUUGGGAUAUUUUAGAGCACCCAAAAAUGAGGAUUUUUUUGGGGAUUUUCACCUCAAAUUGAGAGAUUUUGAGGUUUGGAUCCCCUUCACAUAAAUGAGGAGGGUUUGGGGUUUUUAAAACCCUGAAAAUUGAGAUUUUUGGGGUUUUCUCCCCUGAAAAAUGGGGAGUUUUGGGGGUGUUUUACCCAUCAAUUGCGAGGUUUUGGGGUUAAAUUUUGGGGGAGGUUUUUUUGGGGUCCCUCAUCUGCAGGACAGGAGGGUUUUGGGGUAGAAGAUUUGGGUUUUUUCUCACCCCAAAUCUUGAAUUUUUUGGGGUUCUCCACCCUUAAAAUGGGAAGAUUUGGGGGGUUUCCCUUACCCCAAAUGAAGAUUUGGGGAACCCCCUUUUAAUAGGGGAGGUUUUUGGGGGGAUCCUACCCCGAAUAAUGAGAUUUUGGGGGGUCCUUCACCCCAGACAAAAAGAUUUUGGGGAAUCUCCCUAAAAUAGGGAGAUUUUUGGGGUGUUCUUUGCCCCAAAUCAUGAGAUUUUGGGGUGUCCCACCCCCCGGAAAAGGAAAAAUUCGGGAGACCCCCACCCAAAACUAAGAUUUUUUGGGGGAAAACUCCCCUAAAAGAGGAGAUUUUGGGGUCCCCUACCCCAAAAAAAAGAGAAUUUUGGGGUUCCCUGCCCCGUGUUAGGAGGUUUUGGGGGUCCCAGUUAAAAUUUUAAGGGGGGGGGGACCCCACAAAGUUCAAGGAGUUUUGGGGGUUUUUUUUAACCCCUUCCCUCUCCCAGGGCACGAAAUUUGGGGAGGGGGGGUCCUGUUACCCCAAUUCCUGAAUUUUUGGGGGUGUCUCCUGUAGAUUUUUUUUUUGGGGGGGGGAGGAAGAGGAAGAUUUGGGGGGUUUUUCCCUCACCCCCCAAACUCCGAGGUUUUGGAAACCGAGUUUUUUCACACGUGUGUUAUUUUUCUAAACGUGUUUUCCCCUGCACCCCCACUUUUUUUGGGGGGGGGCCUCUCCCAGGUUUUUUGGGGGGUGUUUAGAGCAUCAAAAUGGGGAGGGGGGCACCCCAAAAAAUUCCCAGUUUUGGGAGGAGUUUAAGGAUUUUUCUCCCCUUCAACCUCCCCCAGUUGGAAUUUUGAGGGUCCUCCCCUCCCCUCCACCUUUUAUUCCCUUUUUCCUCUUUGUUUGAAGGAUAAUAUUUUGGAUUUUUUGGGGGGGGCUGCAGCCCCCUCACCCCCACCCCCCUGUUGUAAAUAAAUGGCGCCGUUGCUUCGUA
Molecule: messenger RNA, 2681 nt
Organism: Poecile atricapillus (Black-capped chickadee)
Lineage: Eukaryota; Metazoa; Chordata; Aves; Passeriformes; Paridae
Gene: PHF23
Product: PHD finger protein 23
Exons: 5
Coding region: 97-1056 (319 amino acids)
Biological process (GO): negative regulation of autophagosome assembly; negative regulation of autophagosome maturation; positive regulation of protein ubiquitination
Source: RefSeq, a predicted model, not a curated record